Molecule: messenger RNA, 852 nt
Organism: Tachysurus vachellii
Lineage: Eukaryota; Metazoa; Chordata; Actinopteri; Siluriformes; Bagridae
Product: polyadenylate-binding protein 1A-like
Exons: 5
Coding region: 160-786 (208 amino acids)
Molecular function (GO): RNA binding
Source: RefSeq, a predicted model, not a curated record
GACCAUCAGACCAUCGAUAGUUAGAGACAGAGCAACACAGUGAACAGCGAUUAGCAGCAAUUUUACAAGAAUUACAACAAAAGGAAGCAGGUGUAUGUGAGAUUGGCCCUGCGAAAAGGAGAACGCCAGGCACAGCUUGCCCAUCAGAAGGAUCAGAAUAUGUUUGAUGACCCAGCCAUCACCACAGCUUCCUCUGAGGACACCAGCCAAGCCGUCUUUGCCAUUAAGACAGCUCCUUCUGAGGACUCCGUCUCAGUUUUUGAGACAGCUCCCCCUGAGGACAUCGUCCCAGACUUUAAAACAGCUCCAGCUAUAGAAAGAGCUCCAGCUGAAGCUCCAGCUGCUGCACUGUCAGACACUGUUAAAGCCAAAGCUGCAGAUGAGGAGUCGUCUACAUCUGUGGCUAAUGUGGAUGAUGUGCAGCUGGACGACAGCACAAAAGAUGCACCCACAUCUACACCAAGUGGGAAACGCUUGACCAUCUAUAUGCUGGAGUCUGCAGCACUAGACGAUCAGAUACAGAUGGCCUAUGACUACAUGCUUCCUCUGGUCGAGAAAAUCCACCCCUCUCUGGCCAGUAAGAUCACAUGGAUGCUAAUAGAGGGAGAGAACAACUUUGAAAUCAUGAAUAUGAUUAGUGUUCCUGAGCUCCUGCGUGCCAGGGUACAUGAAAUGGACUCCCUACUGAAGGCACGAGAAUCUGGUCACAAGCCGGAAACCCUGAAGAUGAUGUACAGACACAAGACCAGCAGAAACAGGAAGAAGAAAAAUAAUAAGAAUAAGUGAACUAUCUAAUAAACAAUGAUUGUAAAUAUUCUACCAUUUGAAUAAAAAAUAAAUCAUUUUAUUAAA